AUGGUUCGCUACGGAGCAACCUCCAUUGACGGCGCAAAGUCUGCCCGCGCCCGCGGCAGCUACCUCCGCGUUUCCUUCAAGAACACCCGCGAGACCGCUCAGGCCGUCAACGGCUGGAAGCUCGAGCGCGCCCUUACCUACCUCGGAAAUGUCCUGGAGCACAAGGAGGCCGUUCCCAUGAGGCGGUACGCUGGCAGCACUGGACGCACUGCUCAGGGCAAGGCUUUCGGUGUUUCCAAGGCCCGCUGGCCCGUCAAGUCCGCUGAGAUCCUCAUCGGUCUCCUCAAGAACGCUGAGGCCAACGCCGACACCAAGGGCCUCGACACCAGCAACCUGAUCAUCAAGCACAUCCAGGUCAACCAGGCUCCCAAGCAGCGAAGGCGCACUUACCGUGCUCACGGUCGUAUCAACCCAUACAUGUCCAACCCCUCCCACAUCGAGCUUAUCCUUACCGAAGGUGCCGAGGUCGUCCAGAAGGGUCCCCAGACUCUCGAGCGCCGCUUGAACUCCAGGCAGCGUGGCCGUGCUGUCCGCAAGGCCAUCACCGCCUCUGAGGAAUAG
This is a messenger RNA of Bipolaris zeicola 26-R-13, 561 nucleotides long. RefSeq lists its product as uncharacterized. Gene Ontology annotation, cellular component: cytosolic large ribosomal subunit; ribosome. Bases 1 to 561 code for a protein of 186 amino acids. Gene Ontology annotation, biological process: cytoplasmic translation. NCBI's taxonomy places the organism in Eukaryota, Fungi, Ascomycota, Dothideomycetes, Pleosporales, Pleosporaceae. The transcript has 4 exons. Gene Ontology annotation, molecular function: structural constituent of ribosome. The record is from RefSeq and is a predicted model, not a curated record.